Messenger RNA from Haliaeetus leucocephalus (bald eagle), 5258 nucleotides. It is a transcript of the gene SFI1, whose product is annotated as Sfi1 homolog, spindle assembly associated (yeast). Gene Ontology annotation, molecular function: phosphatase binding. Lineage: Eukaryota; Metazoa; Chordata; Aves; Accipitriformes; Accipitridae. The transcript is spliced from 31 exons. Bases 148 to 3621 code for a protein of 1157 amino acids. The record is from RefSeq and is a predicted model, not a curated record.
UAAGAUAAAGACUGCGUUUAGCAUAGACCCGUUUGAUGGAUUCAUCACAAAUAACGGGAACCAAUUUAUGCUUUGUCCAAAGCUAAUAAUACAACGUUGCAGUGCAGAGAGUGCAUUUGCUUACUGCAGGCUUGGAGCUACAGUAAAAUGGAGAAAUCCAGAAGCAGUUCAAAAUCUCUGAAGAUGCAUGAAAUCCAACAACUACCUAGGCAUCAGAUGCAUGCAACUGGGCAAUCUGUUGCUCCCCAAUCUGCCAGACAUCGAGUUCAGGACAGAGGUCAUGACGAUCUGGGUCAAAUUGGUUAUACCUGGCAUCACAGAAGAAGGUUAAAAGAAUUCCAAAUCAGAUACUUAGCAAGGAAGUUCUUCCAUCUGUGGGCAAAAAAGACAUUUGGACAAGUUUUCCCUUCCAAAGCCAGAUGCUUUUACGACCAGAAGAUUCUUCAAAAAACUUUUGGAGAGUGGAAGGAGUGGUGGACUGUUUGCGGAGAAAGGAAGCUCAGCCUCAGAGCAGGCAGCCAUUACAGGCAUUUACUCCAGAAUUUGAUAUUCAAGGCUUGGAGAGCCUAUGUAUGCCAGCAACAAGGAAAGAGGAACAAAUACUGUGUUGCAGAGUCUCAUGCAAAGAAGCAAAAAUUGCUCAGGACCUGGCGGCACUGGCUUGUUUAUGUUGAUGUUCAAAGGACAAAACAUGGGAUGCAGUCUGUGGCACUGGCUUUCAGGGAAAGAAGCUGUUUGCGCAUAUCGUGGGCAGUGUGGAGAAGACGACACUACCAGAACAGCAGUGGACAUAAAAUGAAUAUUUUAGCUCUGCAGCACUGGGCCCAGAGCCUGCAAUUUCGAGCUUGGUUGCAGUGGCGAGAGCUGUAUUUAUACAGCCAGAAUGACAAGCAGAAGGAGACUAGGGCAGUAACUCACCAUCGGCACUGGGAAUUAAAGAGGUGCAUGGAAGCGUGGCUAGGAUACUUAAACCUCCACAGAGAAAAGAAACUUCAGAAUGAGCUGGCCCAAGAGCAUCACCAAAGGAGGAUAGUCCGGCAGUGUUUCUCUCAUUGGCAGCUGUCAUGGGAGUGCAGGAGAAGAGUGCAUGCUCACCAAAAGGACAUUGAAAAACUAGCAGCAAGGAUUGCCUUAUGGAGAGUCUUUGCACACUGGAAGCAUUAUGUUGUACUGUGUGUGGAAGAGACUCGACAGUGUGAGCUGGCUGAAAAACACUACAAGCAUCAUCUGUUGGAGUCCAAAGAUAGCUUAUUGCAUAUGCACAAACUUGGGUUUAAGGGUCUUUGGCAGAAUGUCAUGAACGCUCGUCUUCAGCAAAUGAGAAAAAAUCUGUCAUACCGUCAGCAUCAAGUUACAGUGCUGCAGAAGUUCUGGAACCAUUGGAAGUCCCGUUUGGAACAUGAGGAAGAACAGCAGCAGCAGGCCUUAACAUCAGUGGCUCAUGCCCAUUACAGGAGGGUGUUGAUGAAACAGGUAUUUGACACGUGGUUGCUGAAUGCCUGCAACCAGCAAGAAUACAGAAUGGGAGAGGAGAGGGCUGUACUUCAUUUUGAAAGACAACUAUUGCGUUGUUGCUGGCGCUUCUGGCAUAGAAGAACAGCUGCAUGUUUGGAGGAGCAAGAGGGCUUGGUUCGUGCGAGAGAUCACUACAGCAACCUGCUGCUGCUAAAGGCUUUCGGUCUGUGGAAGCAAAAUACUCAGGAGAGAAAAACGGAGAGGCUCAAGGAGAUGCAAGCCUUAAGAUUUCAAUAUUCAAAGUGUCUGCAGCAGACUUGGAACAAGUGGAAGGAGUACAUGGGACAUCAACGUGAGAAGUGGAGGAAGUUGGUGCAAGCAGACAUGCAUUACCGGCACACAUUACUGUGCAAGACCUUGGCAGCCUGGAAGAGUUACCAACAUAACGUACAGUGCGUUCUAUACCAAGUAGCUGAAAAGGAGAAACAGCACACUAGACUACUGCUGCGACAGCUUCUGUGUACGUGGAGAGAAAAUACCCUUGCUCUUAUAUGUGAAGUGAAGGCAACUACUCAGGCAGAUGAGCACUACAGGAGAGCAAUCCUGUCAAAGGUGUUGCUACAGUGGAGAUAUACUGCCUUGCUACAAGUGCGUUGCCGUCAGCAGAAGGUGACAGCUGUGAUGGAGGCCAGAAAACGUUUGGAUAUAGUGCGUUUACAGACCCUGUUUCUUCACUGGAAGGAAUUAACUAGGGAGUCUCUGAUGCUGAGGGCUCAGCAGCAAAGGGCAGUACAGCACCACCAGCAGCACCUACUCCAGAAGUACCUGGUGAAAUGGAAGGAAUAUCAUCAGCAGCGUGUUGGGAAAAUGCUACUACAGAGACAGGGAGAUUGGCUAAUGACUCGUAGACUUUGCUCUGCUUCCUUCUCUUGCUGGAAGACACAGCUGUUGCGGCAGCGAUGGGAAAAGCGGAAGACGGUGCAAGCAUUGUGGCACUGGUCCCUUUCAUUGCAGAGAAAGGUAUUUGAUGCUUGGCUCACAUUUGCCAAGGGGCAACAGCAGAAGAAAGAUCACAUUGAAGAAGCCACAGGAUUUUACCACACAACUCUUCUGAGAGAAGGUGUAACCCCGGUCUUGAGAGACACUGCUGGCACGGAACAGUUGCAGGGACAGCUGCAAGCCCAGCACCAGCUGAAGAAGCAGGUGACAUUUAAAAUGCCUGAUGUUAGCCUUGAGACAAGAGGACAUUUAGCAGAGGAAGAGCCAUGGCCUUCAAAAUGCAGUCAUCUACCAUUUCACCUUGCUGAUGGGGACUCAGUUCUCAGUGAUCUAAAUGCUAUUCGACGAGCGAGGUUACCACCACGGAGGCCUGACUUUCUUCUGGAAUCUCUAGAAAGCAACGAACUGCUGGGACCUCCUUUUACUAGAUCAGAGGCACCCUUUCAGCAAACAUCUGUGAAGAAACGUUCUGCACGGACUGGGAACUUAAUGCUAACACCUCAAAUGGAAGAAAGUACUUGUAAAUGCAUCUCUCAAAUGGGCAAUACCUCUCAUUCCUAUCCAUCUCUCAUACAUGCUGCUCUCCCGUCUGUACCACUGUGGACAAAUGAUGUGCACCGUGCUGUUCAGAGGCCAGAGCUAUGGUCUCCUUCAUCUUUCAUGUCCCAAAUGAAAGCUGGAGCAGAAAUGAGAGGUCAGCCUGUGAGUGGUCACAAAGGAGCCCAUUCCCAAGACUCUCAACAGGACUCUGUGAAGAAGUUGCAACCAAACUUGCAGCCACAUUUGCUGUCACCUGAAGACUUUGUGGGAAAAAGGAGUCACCAAACUGCAGCUGAGGGGGAAGAAAGGGAGCAUAGUUCCAGAGAAGAAGUGGCAUUACAGAGAAAGCUGGAAGUUGAACUCCAACACAUCCAACAGCAGAUGCAGUACUACUUCAGCAGGAAGCAAGAACUCAAGUCCUGUCAGCAGCAGGCACAGAUUCUACAGAAGUGGCUAGAAAAGAGCAUGCAACCAGAGGCCCAAGAUAGUGUACAAGGAGUUCAGGAAGAACUGGAUCAGUUGCAGGUGAGGAUCAACACUCUCAGCAAAGCACAAGUAAAAGAGAGACAUCAUGUGCAGAAUCUGGUUGCCCGCCUGCAUGACAUCCGGAUUGCUCUGGAUAUAUAAUGCAUCUGAACCAAUUUUCCAGCUCAGGGGUAGGACUUUUUGCCCCUUUCAUAGCAGGGGAGGAUGGAAGAGAUGUAUACACUCUCUCAGUCUAUGUAUGGCAUUUUUAUUUUAUAAAUUAAAUAUUCUUGCUUGUUUUAUUUUCUUACUACAGCUGGUUAAAAACCAAACAAAACAAGCUAAAUACACCUCAUGCUGCACUCACAAUACCUAGCUUAGGUUACCCUGACAUUUCAGAAAGAUAAGCAACACUGAUAAGACUCUUUAUUUCAAAACGUUUGCAGUUAAAUGAGUUCAUGUCAGUAAGUCAUACGCUUUGACAUACAAAAAUACCGUGCUACUGAUACAGUUGAAUUAAAUGGAUUCUCCAUGCAGGAGAAAUUCACAGCAUUAUCAGUACCCUCUAGGAACUUUGCUUUGCUUUCACUUUCAGGGUGCAUUGCUGACCUCUGCAUAACAAGCAAUGUUGGUUAAUCAGCUAGCUCUGCACAGUGUUAAGACCAUCACAAAAACAGUCACUUGCACACUGAAUCCUCUCCUCCUCAAGAUUUCUAAAAAGCAAACAUCAGGUAACCCAUCUGUUACUAGGCUAACAGUAACCUUCAGAUACUGUGGAUGGUGAUGCUGAGUAGGAAGAAAUUAAAGCUUAAAGUUGCUUUGGCUGUGUCUGGAUGCCAUAGGCCCCAGUGGAAAAGAGGGAAAAGAUUCAGGUUUUUUUUCUCUCAUCCACUGGAACGAAUUUGCUUUCUACUGUUAACAUGCCAGUGAAGUUUAGUCAAAAGGCUAGUCAUAGCUUUAUCUUCUUGGGGGUGAUGUUUGCCUUAGUCUUUUCUCAUUCUCACUGAUUUUAAAAAGUGCACAUUUCUAUAACCUGUAUAUGGCAAUAUACUGCUGCAGGAGUAAACUUGCUAAUGCCAAGAAGUUUAACAAGAUAGGUGGCUGAGAGCCACUUCAAGCUUUCAACUCCUCCCUGUGUAAAGUGAGGAAACAUUGACUCUCAGAGCCAAAUGAAUUUUCUCUUGCUUGUCACCCAAACAGCCACCAUCAUCUGAGUCAUGGCUGGGCUACAUCACUUAGAGGCAGUUUAUCAUCCCUUCUUUCCUGAUGACAAGCUAAGUGUACAGGACUUGGCAAAUGGGACAUCUGUACAACAAAAUUAUAUUCUAUUUUCUGCAGUACAUACAAAGAAGGUAAGUUUUUUUCUUUAGGAAAUCAGAGCUGGUCAAAGCCUACCAUCUCCUUGAAGUAGCAGAAAAGUAGCUCAAAGAAGUAAUAUGAGAAAUCUUUCAGAGAGCAGAAAGGCAGGUUUCAUAAGCAUGUCCACUCCAAGCAGCUCUGGACAGCAAAAUCAGUUCUAAAUGGUUGAGUGCCUGGACGUGAAACAGUUUAUUCUCUAAAAACAAUUGAUACAUUGCUUUAAAACUCAAUUUCUCUUCUUCACUUUGGCACCAAUUUCUGUUAGUGCCAUAUAGUGCCACAUUCAGCAGCUCCAAAGUUGAUUUAAAGUAGAUUUUAACUCUUCUUGACAUGAAGUUACAAAGAGGCUCUAAGGUUUUGUUGUAGGAUGAAGCUUCAGCAUAGAGCUUUCAGCCCCCAGCACAUUCCUAGUGUUAAGUAUGAGGGCAGAGGUCAGAGCU